This is a messenger RNA of Triticum dicoccoides, 724 nucleotides long. RefSeq lists its product as uncharacterized. The coding region runs from base 28 to 486 and encodes 152 amino acids. The transcript has a single exon. The record is from RefSeq and is a predicted model, not a curated record. Lineage: Eukaryota; Viridiplantae; Streptophyta; Magnoliopsida; Poales; Poaceae.
CUCCUCUCCCAUCGCUCGGCCGGUCCAAUGGCCACUGACUCUUCCUGCCCCGUCGAGUUCUUCCACGGCGGCGGCGGCGACGGCCAAUGGUGCAGCCUCGGCGCCGCCUACGCCGCCGUCCGGGUCCUCCGCCCGCAGGGCCACUCCCUCGUCAUGUACACCGGUCCCGACGACCAGCCCCACCAGCGGAUCCUCUUCGCAUACCCGAUCCUCCCUGGCGACGCCUUCGAGAGGCUGGACGGGUCCACGCUCUCCUGGGCGGGGCAAGGCUCCGGCGAUGAGUUCGCUCUCUGCUUCCGCGACGAGGCCGCCUGCGCAGCGGUCUGCGGCGCCAUCUCCCCGGUGACGACGGCGCUUGCAGCCCUGGACGACAUCGCUGACAGGCUCGAGGGGUUGCGAGUGGCCGCGGCGGAUGGGGGCGCCACCGCCGCCGGAGGGGACAUCGCUUGUCGGCUCGCACAGCUUAGCUUAGCCCGCGGGCCAUGAACUGGGUUACCCGGAGAAUUGAAACCAGCCAGAUCAAGUAGGUUUUUGCCAUAACACCGUCGUGUUGGUUGAAUCAACUCUAUACUAGUAAUAAAAUUCUGCAAACUUUUCUUCAGCAGUUUACAUCGCUUUGUUCCAAAACUGCAAUUGUUAACGCAACAGAUGGAAAGAUUGCAGACUAUGAUGCCCAGUAGGGAAUUUCUUUUGAAUUUGUGUGGAAUCCCAUCGUGCGAAAUUC